Molecule: messenger RNA, 2349 nt
Organism: Trichomonas vaginalis G3
Lineage: Eukaryota; Parabasalia; Trichomonadida; Trichomonadidae
Product: leucine-rich repeats (6 copies)-containing protein
Exons: 1
Coding region: 1-2349 (782 amino acids)
Source: RefSeq, a predicted model, not a curated record
AUGCAGAUUGUUUCUUCAAAUGAAUGGACAAAUAUAUCGGGAGGGGAUAUUCCAGAUUACCGAUUUAGGUGGUGGACAUAUUUUACAUUUGUUAACAUAACCAAAGUUCCUAAAAUCGGAAAUAAUGCAUUUGCUGAAAUGACAUCUCUUCGUGAAGUUCAUAUUUAUGACACCACAACAACAAUCCUAAACUACGCAUUCUAUAAUUGCUAUAAUCUUGAAAAAAUUCAACUUCCAGAUACGUUAAAGUACAUUGGAAACUUUGCUUUUGCAAAUUGUUCGAAACUUAACGAUAUAUUAACACCCGAUGGCAUGGAAUAUAUCGGUAAUGAUGCAUUUUCUAAAACUUCAAUGAAAAGGUUUAACUAUGCUCCUACUAUUAAAUUCAUUGGAGCUAAUGCAUUUUGGUCGUGCGGCUUGAAUAACAUAACUGUGCCUGAUGGUAUUACUCGUAUCCAUCACUAUUCUUUUCAGCUUGCAGGAUUAAAUACGGUAUUCUUAUCACCAUCAGUAGUAGUAAUUGAAGCUGGUGCUUUUGCAAAUAAUCGUAUCAAAAACUUCACAUUAAAUGAAGGUUUAACAAUGCUGAAUGCUUCGGUCUUUUCAUACUGUGGAAGUCUUGAAGAAUUAGGAGUUCCAAAUACUUUAAAAGUCAUUGGUUCCAGAGCACUUGAAUUCACACCAUUAUUUAAUCUUACUGUUCCUGAUACAUUCGAAGAAAUAAUGGAUUAUGGACUUGCAUAUACUAAUAUUCAUCGGAUUAUAUAUCCACCAAACACAACAAUGGGAAGAUAUGUAUUUGAAUGCAGUGCAUUGCAAUCAUUGGUUAUUCCUGAUGGAGCAACAUAUAUUGGAAAUUAUACAUUUGCAAAUAGUUAUUUAGUAUGGGUCAAAUGCCCUGAAUCAAUUACACAAAUAAGAUCAAAUGCAUUUGAAGGAUCUAGAAUUUCUAAAGUCUAUAUUCCAAGUCAUCCCAUUGAUAUUGGACCUGCAAUCUUCAAUUUCUCAAUGAUAAGACAUUUCUCAAUCUUCGAAGAUUUCACAUUUAUUCCAGAAUCGAUGUUCAGUUUUUCACGACUAUCUGAAUUCGAAGUUCCUAAAUCAGUAACAAGGAUAGAAAGAUGGACAUUUAGAGGAUGCAAACUUACAUCAAUCAUUACUCCAGAAGCAACUACUCAAAUUCAAGCAGGAACAUUCAUGGAGUCGCAAUUAUCCACUAUCAAAUUAUCAUCAACUCUAAAAUCUAUUGAUUAUUAUGCAUUCUAUCAAACUAACUUGCAAUUCCUUGAUCUUCCUGAUGGUUUUAGGACAAUAGGAGACAGAGCUUUUGGAAGAACACCAAUGGGAAACAUUACUCUUCCAGAAGGAAUGACAACAAUAGGCACAGGAGCAUUCAGAGAAUCAAAUGUAUCAAUUAUCAAUCUUCCAAGUACAAUAACAUCUGUUGAAAGUUUUGCAUUCUUCAAUUCAUCAUUAAUAGCAUUCAAUUUAUCAGAAAGAAUGGGUGUUGGAAAUUAUGCAUUUUCAUGGACUCCAAUGUCAAAUAUAACAAUACCAGAAGAAAGAACAAGAAUAUAUGAUUUUGAAUUUGCAUAUACAAACUUUUCUUAUUUAAUUCUUCCUGAUAAAAUUAGAUCUAUUGGCCAGCGUGCAUUUGCUGGAUGUUCAUUUAAUGAAAUUAGAGUUCCAGAAGGUAUGACAACUAUCGGAUCAAAUGCAUUUGCAGAUACAUGCAUUAAACAUAUUUAUCUUCCAUCAACAUUGACAUCAAUCAGCUCUUAUUGUUUUUAUAAUGCAAGUUGUUUAUUAGUUGACAUUCCUGAAUCAGUUAAAUAUAUUGAUCAAUUUUGUUUUUGUUACAGUUCAAUGCCAUCAAUAGUAAUUCCAAAUAAUGUAACUCAAUUACGUUACCAAUUAUUUGCUCAUAGUUUGAUUUAUAAUAUAACAUUAUCAAAUGCAAUUACUGUUAUUGAUUCACAUGUAUUUUAUAACUCUUCAAUUCUUCUAGGAUUAGAACUUCCAGAUACUGUUGAAACAAUUGGUCAAUAUUGUUUCCAAUAUACAACAUUCAAGAACAUCACAAUUCCACCAAAAGUUGACCGUCUCCAAACUGGACUUUUCCAACAUUCAAUGCUUGAAACAAUUUAUCUUCCAAGACAUCUUAAAACUAUUGAAAAUAAUGUAUUUUCUAAUUCAUCUCUUAAAGAAGCAGAAAUGCCAGAAGGACUUGUAUCUAUUGGCGAAAAUGUCUUUUAUAACACAUCUCUUUCUUAUUUGCAUCUUAAAGAAAACUUCACAAAAUUAUAUCAAUAUGCUUUAGCUUCAAGUAACAUUUCCAUCAUCAAUUAG